UCUAAACACUUUUCCGGCUUUACAUAAGCGAAUGUUUGAAUUCCAACACUGCAAGGCCUACUUUUGACUUACACCCUCGAGGCUCUUUACUUGCACUCACUGGCUCCUUGUGGCUCAAUCCCAUGAUAUUCUUCACGACAAGAAGGAGCUUUCUCUCCACUGCAAAGUUCCCCAACUUUAGACUCAAUGCUUCGUGCGCGACAAACAAAUCAGUUUGGAAACCGAGAUAUCGUAAAGACCCGUUCUGCACCGACGAAGCCCUUAGAACUCUUGUCCAACAAGGAAAAUACGCAUACGCCUAUCGCGUCUACCUCCAGCUUCACUAUGAUGGCAUCCCAAUAAGACACUCGUCCAUCUACCUCAAACCGGCUUUGGCUCAACUCUCAGAUAUCUCCGAACGUAGCGCGGAUAUAUUCUAUGUUUGGAUAUCUCUACUUCCCAGUCGACAUCAUAUGCCUGGUCGUCGUUUAUGCCCGAAUCCUUUUGAACAUGAACAUUUUGACGCCUUAUACACAUCCGGGUACCCUGCUGAAAUGAUACCGGUUGUUUAUCAGUUUGCUAGGUCAGCUGCAUCGAAAGGGUUCUUUCCAACGGUUUUCAACAAAUUCAUGGCUUUUAUCGUUCGUUUCGUCACUCCUUCCAAUGGCACAAAUUUGGUUUGUGGUGUGAUGGAGCGUGCUGUGCAAUAUGAGAUAGAUCAUGGCUGGUCAGUGGUUGGAAGAUUUGGUCAGGAUAUGGUUAAGAGACGGAUCGAAUGCUUACAAUCCAAGGUUGUGAGAGCGUGCCUUACGGCGGGAUGGGACGAAGCGGUUGAAAAGAUUCGGUCUCGAGAGAAGCCCUCAUAAUUCAAAGCGGCAAACAAAACUCGGUGCCCUUGUAAUUUUCGUACUUACGAAGGUGGUAUGUUGCAUCAUCACAGGUGUGUCGCUCAGAACGCCCCAGUCCGAUCCAGUAACAGUAGAUCUGAUCGGUCUGAGUCUACAGCAAAAAAUCAUUCUUCCUC
Messenger RNA from Marasmius oreades (fairy-ring Marasmius), 1003 nucleotides. RefSeq lists its product as uncharacterized. The record is from RefSeq and is a predicted model, not a curated record. Lineage: Eukaryota; Fungi; Basidiomycota; Agaricomycetes; Agaricales; Marasmiaceae. The coding region runs from base 123 to 845 and encodes 240 amino acids. The transcript is spliced from 2 exons.